Molecule: messenger RNA, 1995 nt
Organism: Aspergillus brunneoviolaceus CBS 621.78
Lineage: Eukaryota; Fungi; Ascomycota; Eurotiomycetes; Eurotiales; Aspergillaceae
Product: putative chromatin assembly factor 1 subunit A
Exons: 4
Coding region: 1-1995 (664 amino acids)
Biological process (GO): nucleosome assembly
Cellular component (GO): nucleus; CAF-1 complex
Source: RefSeq, a predicted model, not a curated record
AUGGAUGCCUCCAGCCCGGUGCCACCGAGCCUCAAGCCUCCUCCCCCUCCGCCUUCCGCGCUCGCCUCGACUCCUGCUACCAGCAAUACCGCCGCUAUAAAUAACCACAGUCACCGCUCGCCGUUACCUCCGAACACAUACCCUUCGAUCAUGUCUACAUCUCCCAGCAGCACGCGCAAGCGUUCAAUACAAGAUGAUGAGAUGGGCGGGAUGGACUCAGAAAAUGGCGGGUCGGUCGUCCAUGAAUUGACCAUGGACAUCGAUACCGAGACGACCGAAGAUAGCGCAGGGGAUCGUCCCGGCGUCUCCGUGCAACAGCCUCCGACGACAGAUAGUGCGCAUGCUGGCUUGUCUGCAUCAGGCGACGGAACUGGGUCUUUUACGGUGCCAGCGGCCAAGAAGAGGAAGCUUUCUCCCACCAGCAAGGAAACCAAGCAACAAGAGAAGGAGGCCAAGGAGCGGCAGAAGCAGCAAGAGAAGGCGCGGAAGGUGGAGGAGAAGGAAGUCAAGGAGCGGCAGAGAAUAGAAGAAAAGGCGAAGAAGGACGAGGAAAAGCGCAAACGCGAGGCCGAACGGGAAGAAGAGAAGCGGGCCAAAGAGGAAGAACGCAAAAAGCGAGAUGCCGAGAAGGAGGAAAAGCGAAAGGUGAAGGAGGAGGAGAAGGCCGCAAAGGAGGAAGAAAAGAAGAAGAAAGAGGAGGAGAAGUCGAGGAAGGAGAGAUCACAAACGAAGCUGAAUUCUUUCUUUGCCAAACCCAAACCCGCCAUCGCCUCCUCGAAUCCCAGUUUGACCACCAACAAAACCAUCUCACUCUCACCUCAGAGAACGACCGGCGCUGGCGCUGCACCCGAAUCCUUCCAUGACCCGGCUCCCUCCGCUGUAUCCGACUACCAGCGCGAUUUCCCUGAUUUCUUCUUGCAGUCGCACACCAAAGUUGCGCCGCCCCAUCAGUUCCAGCGUGAUGCCAAAGCUCUUCAUCAUACCCAAGAAAAGGUAGAUGUCUACCUGAAAUCCAACGCCACCGCCCCGCCUUCCGCAUUUCGUCCCUCCGAGCUAUUCAACCUCAUCCCAUACAGACGCCGGUGUGGGAGAUUGCCUGCCUCGGUAAAGGAAAUCCUAAUUCAGAUGCAGAAUCUGGCCGACCAGGCCGGACCUUCCGAGGAUGCCCAGAGAAAGCCGCGGGAGCUGCUGCGGCAAGUAACAAUGAAAUCUUUCAGGUUUGGGGAGGAUGUGCGCCCACCCUAUCAGGGCACAUUUACCAAGCGUCUACCCGAGGCAGCUGCCCAUCGGCUGAUGCGCAACCCUUUCCGCCGAGGAUUACCAGAGAUCAAUUACGACUAUGACUCGGAGGCCGAAUGGGAGGAGCCCGAAGAAGGCGAGGAGCUCGACUCGGAGGAAGAGGACGAGAUGAGCGAGGAUGGCGAGGACGACAUGGAUGGUUUCCUAGAUGACGAGGAUGACCACCUUGUUGACGGCAAACGACGCCUCAUCGUGGGCGACCUAGAACCUGUUAGCACCGGCAUCCGAUGGCAGGAACAAGGCGUGGACUCCGAGCUGCAGAUGUACAAAUUGGAAACGAUUUCCGACUCGGUGCCUUUCCCUAUCGAUCCGUUCUCCACCGUGUAUUGGCAAAAACCUAAGCCUGCAGAUUCCGUGCCGGGCGCUGCGGGUCUAGGGCGGUCGACGCUGCAUACCUUCAUGGGCCAGGCGGUCCCUGGCUCCCACAAGGGCUCCCCUGGAGGAGGAUCGACGGCGGACGGGGGCGCUUUUGCGGUGGUGACAGCGGGACGAACGAAACAGCGGACGUUUCCGGCCGAGCAGCUGGGUGAGUUCAAGCAGGUGGUGGAUGGCAGUGACCUGACCAAGCUGGGAUUGCUUGAAAUCUUGAAGAAACGGUUCCCGAAGGUCUCGAAGGACGUCCUGAAAGAUACGCUGAACAGCGUGGCCACGCGAGUAGGACAGAAGGAGGCUGACAAGAAAUGGGUCUGUAACUAG